AUGAUCUGCUACUUGGUCCACAUCCUGGGCAUCCUCUCCGGCGCCAUCGGGAUGAUCCUCACCUGGGUCGUCUGCUUCCUGCCGCAAUGGCGGCUGGCGGUCUUGGCGGAGAACAACAGCUUCGUGGUGGAAGGCGGGAGGAUCGACGGCGAGUGGCUGAGCCGGUGGGACGGCCUGUGGGUCACCUGCCUGAGCCAGCGCCGCUUCACCCUGGAGUGCAACGACUACGGCUCCCGGGUGUCCCUCACCUCCGACCUCAAGGCCGGCCGCGUCUUCCUGGGCUUCAGCAUCGCCAUGACGGUCCUGGCCUUCAUCCUCUCCCUGAUCGGGAUCAUCAUGUCCAGCUGCUGCUCCCGCUGCGGCGAGAGCCGCGAGGAUAGGCGCUGCCUGACCCUGACCGCGGGAGUCCUCUACCUCCUCAGCGUGGUCCUCAUCCUCAUCCCCGUCAUCUGGGUCAUCAUCAACGUGGUCCGAGGGUCCUACGACGCUUCCCUGACCAGGGGGGCCGUCAGGCUGGAGAUCGGGGAGGCCAUGAUGCUGGCCUGGCCCACCAUCAUCUUCCUCCUCAUCGGGGGGAUCAUCCUGUGCUCCAGCUGCUGCUGCUCCAGGGAACUGGUCAACCAAGGGCAAUACAGGCCGGCCUGCGACCAGGGGCUGGUGCAACGCAAGCGCGGCGGCGACGAGCGCUCCUGCAGCACCCCCAGAAUGCAGUACAUAUAA
Rana temporaria (common frog) is the source of this 720-nucleotide messenger RNA. Its product is annotated as claudin-8-like. The record is from RefSeq and is a predicted model, not a curated record. The transcript has a single exon. Gene Ontology annotation, cellular component: bicellular tight junction; plasma membrane. Gene Ontology annotation, biological process: cell adhesion; bicellular tight junction assembly. The coding region runs from base 1 to 720 and encodes 239 amino acids. Gene Ontology annotation, molecular function: structural molecule activity. NCBI's taxonomy places the organism in Eukaryota, Metazoa, Chordata, Amphibia, Anura, Ranidae.